Messenger RNA from Cercocebus atys (sooty mangabey), 5111 nucleotides. RefSeq names its product diacylglycerol kinase, beta 90kDa (gene DGKB). Gene Ontology annotation, molecular function: ATP-dependent diacylglycerol kinase activity; calcium ion binding. Bases 793 to 3207 code for a protein of 804 amino acids. Gene Ontology annotation, cellular component: plasma membrane. The record is from RefSeq and is a predicted model, not a curated record. Gene Ontology annotation, biological process: diacylglycerol metabolic process; lipid phosphorylation; intracellular signal transduction. NCBI's taxonomy places the organism in Eukaryota, Metazoa, Chordata, Mammalia, Primates, Cercopithecidae. The transcript is spliced from 27 exons.
CUGCUCCGAGGUUACCAAGCCAGAAUGCAGCAAGAACGUCUGCAGCUGCUACAAUUGGUAGAAGUGGGUUAGGCAGAUGGUUGCUGAACAAUGACCCAUCAAGGACUAUAGUUGUAGAAAGGAGAGGGGAGACAGGUAUCAUAUUUCCUGCCUGAGAUGUAUACUGAGUGGUAGUAAUUGCAGUGAAUCCAGCUCACUGUCUCAACAGCCACUCACCUGCACCGUCUCCUCCCCUGUUAUAACUGGACCAGCAGUUAAACAGCUGUAUAGCCUUGUCUCCCUGUCUCGUUUUCCCCUGAGCUCCAUCAGCAAGAGUAGCAACAGCAGCUGGAGAAGCGGCAGCCAGAGAUAGGCAGGGCUGGUUCUCGCAGCCGCGCAAAUCGCCUCCUUCUCAACACACACACACACACACACACACACACACACACACACACACAGCACAGACUUCCGAUAUCAACGCGUCUUGACAUAAAUCAAGGACUAAGAGAGACUAAAGAAGAGCGUUAGUCAUGGACAACAGAAGAUAUGGUCCUUGUGUGAAAUUCAAGACUCUGGUAUAAACUCUGACUGUCAAACAAUGCCCUUUUGUGGACGACAUCCUUCAGUUCUUUAACACAUUAUUGAAAUUACAAACAUCCAAAGCAGUUUCAUGUGGACAGAUUGCAUAUUUUGAAAGCCUGAGAUAUUUUAUCAUGAAACACGCCAUGUGGAAUCUUUGAAGCAUAGAUCUCUGUGCAGCAGCUGAAUAAAGAAUCUUUCACCUGGUAUGUAACAGAGCUUCUCACCACCACCAUGACAAACCAGGAAAAAUGGGCCCACCUCAGCCCUUCGGAAUUUUCCCAACUUCAGAAAUAUGCUGAGUAUUCUACAAAGAAAUUAAAGGAUGUUCUUGAAGAAUUCCAUGGUAAUGGUGUACUUGCAAAGUAUAAUCCUGAAGGGAAACAAGACAUUCUUAACCAAACAAUAGAUUUUGAAGGUUUCAAACUAUUCAUGAAGACAUUCCUGGAAGCCGAGCUUCCUGAUGAUUUCACUGCACACCUUUUCAUGUCAUUUAGCAACAAGUUUCCUCAUUCUAGUCCAAUGGUAAAAAGUAAACCUGCUCUCCUAUCAGGCGGUCUGAGAAUGAAUAAAGGUGCCAUCACCCCUCCCCGGACUACUUCUCCUGCAAAUUCAAGUUCCCCAGAAGUAAUCCACCUGAAGGACAUUGUCUGUUACCUGUCUCUGCUUGAAAGAGGAAGACCUGAGGAUAAGCUUGAGUUUAUGUUUCGCCUUUAUGACACGGAUGGGAAUGGCUUCCUGGACAGCUCGGAGCUAGAAAAUAUCAUCAGUCAGAUGAUGCAUGUUGCAGAAUACCUUGAGUGGGAUGUCACUGAACUUAAUCCAAUCCUCCAUGAAAUGAUGGAAGAAAUUGACUAUGAUCAUGACGGAACCGUGUCUCUGGAGGAGUGGAUUCAAGGAGGAAUGACAACAAUUCCACUUCUUGUGCUCCUGGGCUUAGAAAAUAACGUGAAGGAUGAUGGACAGCACGUGUGGCGACUGAAGCACUUUAACAAACCUGCCUAUUGCAACCUUUGCCUGAAUAUGCUGAUUGGUGUGGGGAAGCAGGGCCUCUGCUGUUCCUUCUGCAAGUACACAGUCCAUGAGCGCUGUGUGGCUCGAGCACCGCCCUCUUGCAUCAAGACCUAUGUGAAGUCCAAAAAGAACGCUGAUGUCAUGCACCAUUACUGGGUUGAAGGUAACUGCCCAACCAAGUGUGAUAAGUGCCACAAAACUGUUAAAUGUUACCAGGGCCUGACAGGACUGCAUUGUGUUUGGUGUCAGAUCACACUGCAUAAUAAAUGUGCUUCUCAUCUAAAACCUGAAUGUGACUGUGGACCUUUGAAGGACCAUAUUUUACCACCCACAACAAUCUGUCCAGUGGUACUGCAGACUCUGCCCACUUCAGGAGUUUCUGUUCCUGAGGAAAGACAAUCAACAGUGAAAAAGGAAAAGAGUGUUUCCCAGCAGCCAAACAAGGUGAUCGACAAGAAUAAAAUGCAAAGAGCCAACUCUGUUACUGUAGAUGGACAAGGCCUGCAGAUCACUCCUGUGCCUGGUACUCACCCACUUUUAGUUUUUGUGAACCCCAAAAGUGGUGGAAAACAAGGAGAACGAAUUUACAGAAAAUUCCAGUAUCUACUAAAUCCUCGUCAGGUUUACAGUCUUGCUGGAAAUGGACCAAUGCCAGGGUUAAACUUUUUCCGUGAUGUCCCUGACUUCAGAGUGUUAGCCUGUGGUGGAGACGGAACCGUGGGCUGGGUUUUGGAUUGCAUAGAAAAGGCCAAUGUAGGCAAGCAUCCUCCAGUUGCAAUUCUGCCUCUUGGGACUGGCAAUGAUCUAGCAAGAUGCCUGCGAUGGGGAGGAGGUUAUGAAGGUGAGAAUUUGAUGAAAAUUCUAAAAGACAUUGAAAACAGCACAGAAAUCAUGUUGGACAGGUGGAAGUUUGAAGUCAUACCUAAUGACAAAGAUGAGAAGGGAGACCCAGUGCCUUACAGUAUCAUCAAUAAUUACUUUUCCAUUGGCGUGGAUGCCUCCAUUGCACACAGAUUCCACAUCAUGAGAGAAAAACACCCAGAGAAAUUCAACAGUAGAAUGAAGAAUAAAUUUUGGUAUUUUGAGUUUGGCACAUCUGAAACUUUCUCAGCCACCUGCAAGAAGCUACAUGAAUCUGUAGAAAUAGAAUGUGAUGGAGUACAGAUAGAUUUAAUAAACAUCUCUCUGGAAGGAAUUGCUAUUUUGAAUAUACCAAGCAUGCAUGGAGGAUCCAAUCUUUGGGGAGAGUCUAAGAAAAGACGAAGCCAUCGACGAAUAGAGAAAAAAGGGUCUGACAAAAGGACCACCGUCACAGAUGCCAAAGAGUUGAAGUUUGCAAGUCAAGAUCUCAGUGACCAGCUGCUGGAGGUGGUCGGCUUGGAAGGAGCCAUGGAGAUGGGGCAAAUAUAUACAGGCCUGAAAAGUGCUGGCCGGCGGCUGGCUCAAUGCUCCUGUGUGGUCAUCAGGACUAGCAAGUCUCUGCCAAUGCAAAUUGAUGGGGAGCCAUGGAUGCAGACCCCAUGCACAAUAAAAAUUACACACAAGAACCAAGCUCCGAUGCUGAUGGGCCCUCCUCCAAAAACCGGGUUAUUCUGCUCCCUCGUCAAAAGGACAAGAAACCGAAGCAAGGAAUAAUCCUGUAUUGUUUCAUUCUUAGAAAUUGAAUUAGCAUAAUUGGGCCAUGGAACACAUAUGCUGGAAAUCUGAACCAUUUCAAGUCUCCUGCUCAUACACAAUCAUGGAAGUUGUUUAACAGGUUUUGUUACUAAGCUAAUGUAAAGUUCAGCUAUUAGAAAAUUUAUUGUCUCAGUUUUUAUAGGCAUCUUUGCAUGAAGAAAGCAGCUUACCUGAAGUGAUACUGCAUAUUUUUGUUGCAUGCAUUCCCAUAGAUUUUUACAUCUCCCACCCAUCUCUUCCCCAAUUUCCAUUUACUAACCUGUAAGAAAAACCUGUGAAACAUGAAAAAGGAAAUACCAUGGGAAAUGUGAUUCUCAGUGUGAUUCCAAUGAUUACGAAGCACUAAUCAGUAACGCUACAAUGAUCAUAAUUGCAGACUGCUAUACGUUUCCCUUUUAGAAUCAGUGUAUCAAUGACCUAUGACUUGAGGAGAAAUUUUAAUUCAAAUAUUUUAUUAAAUAGUUGACUACAAUACCUUGCUAUAUAUACAUAGUUUUUCUUCAACAUCUUAACUCUUCUGAGCGGAAAUAAAAAUAUCAGGUAUAAAGUUUUCUUGUGCUGAAAAAUAGAACGCGGUUUUUAUUUUGCUUAGCUUUCUUUUUAAUUCCAGAAAUAAGUGAAAAUAUGUUACUUGACAGUCAAGUGUGGUAAUAUGGCAAGCCUUGUUCCUUUCUGCAUGAGAAUCUAGGAGAGAAUUCAUAACCACACCAAUAACCAAAUAGAUAUUUUAAACUACGUGCCUAAUCAAUGUGUUUCCCACCAAAGAUUCAGAAAAAGAUGCUUGAGAGAAAUGGGUUAAUGCAUAAUUAAUUAAGCAUUGUGGAACAAAUUUAUGGUUCCUGUGAUUAAUUUUGUGAUGACUAAGAUGCUGGAAAGAGAGUGAGUUACCCAUUAAUUAUGAUUAAAAUUCUCACCUUUCACAGACAGACAAUAAGCCAGACAACACAAUGAAAGCUCAAUAGAUGAUUUCUUGCUUUUUUUAGUCAUUUAUAAAUAUAGAUGUAAUUUUUCAUGGAUCAGUUAAGUAUACUUGAAGGAAGUAAAUGAUUGUAUCAGUUUCUUUCUAGUAUAAAUUGGUACCUGUAAUAAUACUGAGCUCUUGGAAGGGAAUCAUGCAUGCAAUUAGCUCCCUCCUCCUCACCUACUCCACUCCCAUCUUUAUGACAUUUCAAAUGUUUAUUUGGAAACAACAGCCUAGAUCACUGUUGAAGGUGUUCAUGGCAUAGCUGGAGUCUCUGAUUGUUUUAAAAAAUCAUGGAACAGUACUUUUCUUUUAGUGUUUCAUUAAGCCUAUGUUGUAAAAUGAAAUGCUUUUGAGCAGUCUUGUAAUAUUGUUCAUUCAUAUUGACCUGCAUCUCAUCAUUGCAUGUUUUAUGUUUUCAAACAUGCCAUAAGGAAAAUGAGUGCUUGAACUGCAUGAUUUAUUAGUUUCUCUCCACUCUGCAUUAAAGUGCUAAUGAUUUAUCAGUUCUAUUUUGUUAUUGAUUCAUUCAUCUUUGAAUAACAAAUAGCAUUUAGUGAUUCUGUUGAACACAAUCCUGUGCAUGGAUUUAUGGAUUUCAAGUGAAAUUGCUAUAAUUUUAGUUCUUUGGUUUGAAAACUCAACUGAAUGCUGUUACAUUAAAUAGCUGCUCUCAAGCACUGUGCUAUAAUGGAAGAUUACGUACAAAGUGUAUUCUUUUAGUGUUCCUGGAACAUUGGAUGGUAAAUAUCAGUCAACAAUAAGCUUAAUUACUUUAAAAAUAAAAGCUUUUGAAUAAAAUUAAGACAUAAUUUAGCAUUCCCAGGAAAAUUAUGAUUACAAUUGCAAAUUUAGUACAGCAAUCACUUGCCCUGGUAUAAUAAAAAAUUGUUUGGCAGAA